This is a messenger RNA of Pseudo-nitzschia multistriata, 1635 nucleotides long. NCBI's taxonomy places the organism in Eukaryota, Bacillariophyta, Bacillariophyceae, Bacillariales, Bacillariaceae. The record is from the annotation of a GenBank genome assembly.
UAGUGGAAAGAAUUUAGUAGAAGUGAGUUGCGAAGUGAAAAAUACCAUUGUGACUGCAGUAACCACUCUUUGAUUCCGUUCCAGAAGAAACCGGCUUCGCUAAAUCUCGAUGGCAUACGCGAAGCCCGAAAAGGCACGAACCGUCCGUGGCUCGGGUGCCCGCUCGCAGGAAUGGCCCUCGCGACAGCCUCCGCAGCACGCCGGCUCACUUCCGUUCGGUGCCUCGAACUUGUCUCUCCCGUAGGUGUCGAAGACCAGGUCUUCGGGGGACGGCUUCUCCGCCAGUUCGCGUUUGCGGUUCCGGUAAAAGUCCUUGAGCUUGAUGUCCCUGAUCACCGUAUCGAAGAGCAGCUCGAAGGGGUCGUCCCCCUCCUUCAGGGCCUUUGGACGGUGGUCCGAGUUGGCGACGAGGCGUGCGCAGAACCGGACCCAGGCCGCGAGCUUUGUGAAGCUGCCGGUACAAGAGUGCUGGCGGAACUCGAUCGUGUUGAUCCGCUGGAUACGGAGGUUUUCCAGGUUAAGCUUGUAGUACCGGCGCUCGUUUUGGUCGUCGGGCGGGUUGACCAGGUCGCAGAGGUCCUCGAGCGUCUUGCAGUCGACGAUGGCCUUGUGCUUGGCCCCGUUCCCAAGGAAGGGGAGGAUCACGUUCUUGUUGCUCUUGCAGUACCUCCCCGCAAGUCUCUCGUCCUUCCGGGACGGGGGCAUGAACGUGUUGAUUUCGUCCUCGUACUUCACAAAAUUGAGGCAGACAUUCUUGAGGUCCUCCAGGUCAAGAUUUCCAACGCCGAUGUGGACGUGCAGGCCCAUGGAGGAGUUGAGAGAGAUCGUCCCAACCUGCUUUAUCGCUUCCAGGACCCGCUGGCACUCGGUCAGUCCCUCCUCGCCGAAGAGGACCCGCGAGACAAGCUCGAACUUGUUGCAGUUUGGGUUUUCCCGCGAGCACAGAAUGCUCGAAUCCGGGACCAGCUUCCAGGAGGAGUGGUGUUUCUUGCCAUUCCUAUAGCUGUCGGUGUUGUCAACGACGGUGAUCCCAGUGUGUUGGAGGAUGCCGUUCACCACUUCGGUCCGCGUCGUAAACCCAUCUAGAGACAUUUCUAUCUCCACCCCGAAGGUGACGCUUUCCGGGAAAGGGUGGAAGUUAGGCCGAGUCGCCCGUAAUUCGAGUAAUUUCAGAGACCGCCCCCGAAAUUUCUUGUUUGGCUUGACGCUCAAGCCUCGAUACCUUUUUGAACCGCCACGACCAACGACCUUAAUCGAGACGUUUCGGCAAAAAUCCUGAACCUCCGACCGCUUCAGGAAAAAGCGGUACACCUUGGAUCCGUCGCUGAGGGUGACGGGCCUCCUUCCGUACACAUUGUGGGUCUCUCUGGACGGAUGAAACCGGAUCCCAACGUAGUCGACGAGGUCUGGGUCCCCGGAGAUGACGUCCACAAAGACGCUUUGGUUGUCCUCUGUCCCGACCUCGAAAAAGCACACCUUGCCGCGAUCGGACGGUUUGAUGCGAGGUUGAAGUCUGCAGGAAUCCCGAUGUGGAAAUAGGAGUUCGCGCCUGCGGCGUGACCGGCCGCGGCUGCUGCGAUGACUGUUGGCUCUACCCAUGGUGAAAUGCGUCGAUAAUGAAAGUUUUCGGCAGAU